UACACUUCAACCGAACCACUUCGAUUGAUCAUCAUGUCUGGACGCGGAAAGGGAGGAAAGGGACUUGGUAAAGGAGGCGCCAAGCGUCACCGUAAAGUCCUCCGUGAUAACAUCCAGGGGAUCACCAAGCCCGCUAUCCGCCGUCUGGCUCGCCGUGGCGGAGUGAAGCGUAUCUCCGGUCUCAUCUACGAGGAGACCCGCGGGGUGCUCAAGGUGUUCCUGGAGAACGUCAUCCGUGACGCCGUCACCUACACCGAGCACGCCAAGAGAAAGACUGUGACCGCCAUGGAUGUGGUUUAUGCUCUCAAGAGACAGGGCCGCACUCUCUACGGCUUCGGAGGUUAAACAGGACCACACACCAACAACCACAACAAACGGCUCUUUUAAGAGCCACCCACUACAACUACCGAGAUAUUUCUACUAUGUUUGUACGAUGAUAUGUGUGAUAUGCUCCUAUGUUGUGGAGGUUAGUGUUGAUUGUUAAAGCAGACCAAAAUACACCUAACCUGUAAAAAAUUAC
Messenger RNA from Notolabrus celidotus (New Zealand spotty), 520 nucleotides. Its product is annotated as histone H4. The transcript has a single exon. Bases 34 to 345 code for a protein of 103 amino acids. Lineage: Eukaryota; Metazoa; Chordata; Actinopteri; Labriformes; Labridae. Gene Ontology annotation, molecular function: DNA binding; structural constituent of chromatin; protein heterodimerization activity. Gene Ontology annotation, biological process: nucleosome assembly. Gene Ontology annotation, cellular component: nucleosome. The record is from RefSeq and is a predicted model, not a curated record.